Artibeus jamaicensis (Jamaican fruit-eating bat) is the source of this 1389-nucleotide messenger RNA. RefSeq names its product parvalbumin like EF-hand containing (gene PVALEF). The coding region runs from base 672 to 1319 and encodes 215 amino acids. Gene Ontology annotation, cellular component: nucleus; cytoplasm. The record is from RefSeq and is a predicted model, not a curated record. The transcript has 4 exons. Gene Ontology annotation, molecular function: calcium ion binding. Lineage: Eukaryota; Metazoa; Chordata; Mammalia; Chiroptera; Phyllostomidae.
CCAGGGCUUCCAGGGUUGACCCGACGCUGGGCCCAUGGCGUCUCCACUGGGGAGGGGAGUGGAGACCCCCAACCGUGGCCCAGGGCCGCUCAGACCCUCGGGCCCUGGGGUGCCCCUCCCCAUAGCGGGAGCAUGUUCCAGAAGGUUCCACCACCUGGUGAACUUUUGAGAGGGCCAAGGAGCCUCUGAAAUAGCUGCUUUGCCGAGAGCCCCAGAACCCAACCCCCCCUGGGGACAGCAACCUGAGAGCUCGGCAGGUCAUACGGCAUUACUGUGAGGGGCACAGGACAGCCCAGUGCCCAGCUGCGGGCCCCUUCCCUGUGCCCAGACCCCCACCCAACGGUGAUGCUCAGGGCCACGCACAGACCCACCUCCAGCCGGGCGCCCUGAGGGCCUGGAAGGGGCGGUGGUUGCCCCGCCCAGAGUGGGAGCGUGGGCCUCCCUCAGCUCAGGGCCGGCUCCACGGUGGUUGGCGACCAGCUAGGAGGAGCAGGGCCCGCUGGUCUGGGGUCCAGGAGCGUGAGGCAAAGCCCCUGGGCCUUGAGUUUUGGCCGGAGGAAGGGGCCCUUCAGGUAAACCAGGGAGGCUUCCCAGAGGAGGCAGCUUCGAGAUGGGCCCUGAAGGGUGACACCGGGAGUUUCCCCAGCAGCACUGAGGGUCCGGCGGCUGCCAUGGCCACCUCGUCUGAGCAGAGUGAAGGAACGGGGUGGUCACUGACCCCUUGGGCCCUCGUCUCCUUCCAUGACACGAGGUCACUACCUCAAAGUGGCCAGCUAGACGCACUCGGACCUGUCCUCCUCGGGGGCCCGGGGUCUUCCGUGGGGCCCAGGAGCUGGCACCGCGCAGGGUCCCAGCCCACUGCCCCUCUCACCGUGCACAGCACCAAGCUGGCUCCUGUCCACAGCAGGCCCAGGAUGGACGAGGACUUCUCCUCCCAGGUGAAAAAGGUGGCCUUGGCCAUGGGCACGUCCCUGUCGGACAAGGACGUAGAGCUGCUGCCCCCGGACAUGAGGCACCACGGUGCCUUCAACUACCUCAGGUUCUUUGAAUACAUGCGAAGGUUCCAGGCCUCGGGGCAGCUGGAGGGCGCCAUCCACGAUGCCUUCCGGACCCUGGACAAGGACAAGAGUGGCUUCAUCGAGUGGAACGAGAUCAAGUAUGUCCUGUCCACCAUACCCAGCAGCGGGCCCACCGCCCCGCUGACAGAUGAGGAGGCCGAGGCCAUGAUCCAGGCGGCUGACACGGACGGCGAUGGGAGGAUUGACUUCGAAGAAUUUUCUGAGCUGAUCAAAAAGGAGAAAAUUCCAAAGAAGAAGUAGCACCAUGCCCAGCCCAGCGAGCGUCCCCGAGGGGCAGUGGGGACCCCCGAGCACCCUCCGAGGAGGCCGU